Nicotiana attenuata is the source of this 471-nucleotide messenger RNA. Its product is annotated as probable LRR receptor-like serine/threonine-protein kinase At3g47570. Lineage: Eukaryota; Viridiplantae; Streptophyta; Magnoliopsida; Solanales; Solanaceae. Bases 1 to 471 code for a protein of 156 amino acids. The transcript has a single exon. Gene Ontology annotation, molecular function: ATP binding; protein kinase activity. Gene Ontology annotation, biological process: protein phosphorylation. The record is from RefSeq and is a predicted model, not a curated record.
AUGUCCAACGAAGCAUUAUGUGGUUCUCCAAGAUUCCGUGUUCCGCCAUGCCGUACUAGUACUUCAAAGCAUAGAUCCAAGAAGAAAAAAGUACUUGUCCUACUUCUAUUGGCCGGAAUUGCAAUAGUUAUAUUAGUUCCUACCAUCUUUGUGAUGGUAUGGAUAAGGUAUAUAAGAGGUAAAAGAACUGAUCCUCAACAAACAGCUGGUUCAUCCUAUGACGUCUCAACAAGAGGACGAAUUUCAUACUACGAAUUGCUCCAAGCAACUGAUUCGCUCAACGAGAGCAAUUUGAUUGGUUCUGGGAGUUUCGGCUCUGUUUACAAAGGCAUCCUCAGAUAUGGGACUCCUAUUGCAGCUAAAGUGUUCAAUCUGCAAUUGCAAGCAGCAUUUAGGAGUUUUGAUACAGAAUGCCAAGUUUUGCGCAACAUUCUCCAUAGGAAUCUCACCAAAGUCAUGUUCCAACCAUGA